AUGGCGGAUGAAGGUCGGGCAACGAAGAAAGGAUCUGAGAAGAAAGAUCAGAAAGUUCCAUUCUAUAAGCUUUUUGCUUAUUCAGAUAGGCUUGAUAUUGCUCUUAUAAUCGUCGGAACGAUUUCUGCCAUUGGCAAUGGAUUGACGCAACCGCUCAUGACUCUUAUUUUCGGCCAGAUUAUCAAUUCUUUCGGAGGGACCGAUCCAUCUCGCGUAGUGCAUGAAGUUUCGAAGGUCUCACUCAAAUAUGUUUACUUGGCUAUUGGAGCUGGCAUAGCUUCAUUUCUACAGAUGUCAUGCUGGAUGGUAAGUGGAGAAAGACGUGCAUCUCGAAUAAGAGGGUUGUACUUGAGAACCCUAUUAAGGCAAGAUAUUGAGUUCUUUGACACUCAAACAACGACAGGAGAGGUCAUUGGGAGGAUGUCUGGGGAUACUAUUCUCAUUCAAGAGGCCAUGGGCGAAAAAGUUGGAAAAUUCAUUCAGUUUACAUCAACAUUCGUUGGAGGCUUUAUAAUUGCUUUCUGUAAAGGAUGGCUUCUAUCCUUAGUAUUGUGUUCAUGCAUUCCUGCACUUGCCAUAGCCGGAGGAUGCAUGUCAUUGCUUAUGGCGAAGAUGUGGAGUCGAGGACAAGUUGCCUACGCAGAAGCUGGAAAUGUGGUUGAACAAACAGUGGGAGCAAUUAGAACGGUCGCAUCCUUCACCGGAGAGAAGAAAGCAGAAGAAAAGUAUGAUAGCAAAUUGCAAAUAGCCUAUGCAUCCACUGUUCAGCAAGGGUUGGCUUCAGGCAUUGGACUUGGCACUGUUUUACUAAUUGUCUUUAGUACUUAUGGAUUAGCCAUAUGGUAUGGAUCAAAAUUGAUAAUAGAAAAAGGAUACAAUGGUGGAAAGGUUAUCAAUAUCAUGAUGGCCAUAAUGACCGGAGGAAUAUCACUUGGACAGACAUCUCCAUGUAUAAAUGCAUUUGCAGCAGGUCAAGCAGCAGCAUACAAGAUGUUUGAGGCUAUUGAACGGAAACCGAAAAUUGAUGCCUAUGAUGACAGAGGAAUUGUGUUGGAAGAUAUAAGAGCUCUAGUUGGGCAGAGUGGAAGUGGGAAGUCCACAGUUAUUAGCUUGUUGGAGCGAUUUUAUGAUCCUGAUGCUGGAGAAGUACUUAUAGAUGGAGUUAAUUUGAAGAUGAUGAAACUCAAAUGGAUCAGAGGAAAAAUGGGACUUGUAAGCCAGGAACCAAUCUUAUUUGCAACUACUUUGAAGGAAAACAUAUUGUAUGGGAAAGAAGAUGCUUCUGAUGAAGAGAUUAGAACAGCAAUAGAACUUGCUAAUGCUGCCAAAUUCAUUGACAGGCUUCCCCAGGGGCUUGAUACUACGGUGGGUGAGCAUGGAACUCAGCUAUCCGGUGGUCAGAAGCAAAGGGUUGCAAUUGCUAGAGCUAUUCUUAAAAAUCCAAAAAUCCUUCUUCUUGAUGAGGCAACAAGUGCUUUGGAUGCAGAGUCAGAACGCCUUGUGCAAGAUGCACUUGAAAAUGUUAUGACCAACCGAACAACUGUGGUUGUUGCACACCGUCUGACAACUAUAAGAAAUGCUGAUCAUAUAGCAGUAGUGCAAACUGGAAAACUAGUAGAACAAGGUACUCAUGCUGAAUUGGUAAGAAAUCCCAACGGGGCAUACUCCCAGCUUGUUCGAAUGCAAGAAGGUACUAAACAGAUUGAUAAUAUUGAAGGGACAGACUUGCAGAAAAUGGAUUAUAACUUAGAUGGCAACUUGAGCAAUUCUUCAAGUCAGAAAAUUUCAAUAGGGAGAUCAACAAGCAACAGAUCACUUCCCCCUCCCUUUGGUAUUCCUGGUCAUAUUGACUAUCAAGAAGCUCAAACUGAAGAUACCAGAGAUGAAAAGGAACUCAAGAUUUCAAAGGAGCAUAAGAAAGUUUCUAUUAGACGCCUUGCAUAUUUAAACAAACCCGAGUUGCCAUAUUUGCUGCUAGGAUCAUUGGCAGCUGGGGCACACGGCGUAGUUUUUCCAAUAUUUGGACUCUUACUUUCAUCAGCUAUUAAAAUUUUCUUUGAACCUGCACACAAGCUUAGGAAAGAUUCCAGCUUUUGGGGACUCAUGUUAGUUGUCCUUGGCAUAUGUACCUUGGUGGUUGUCCCAAUACAAAAUUCCUUUUUCGGAAUUGCUGGUGGUAAGUUGAUACAAAGAAUUCGUUCUUUGUCAUUCAAGAAGGUAGUGCACCAGGAGAUUAGUUGGUUUGAUAAUCCUCGCAACUCAAGUGGUGCUGUUGGUGCAAGGUUAUCUACCGAUGCCUCGACUGUAAGGAGCCUUGUAGGCGAUGCUUUAGCACUAAUAGUCCAGAAUAUAGCGACAGUGAUAGCAGGUCUUGUUAUAGCGUUCACAGCUAAUUGGUUGCUAGCCAUCAUAAUCCUUCUUGUUCUGCCCCUUGUUGGUUUGCAAGGAUUCCUCCAGAUGAGGUUCUACAAAGGUUUCAGUGCAGACGCCAAGGUGAUGUAUGAAGAAGCUAGUCAAGUGGCAAAUGAUGCUGUGAGCAGCAUCAGAACUGUUGCCUCAUUUAGUGCAGAAGAGAAGGUGAUGAAAAUGUAUGAGCAAAAAUGUGAGGUUCCUUUGAAGCAAGGAGUUCGGAUUGGACUUGUUAGUGGAGCAGGUUUUGGAGCCGGUUCUUUUGCUCUAUUUUGCACAAAUUCCUUCUGUUUCUACAUUGGAGCUGUUUUAAUUCAACAUGGGAGAGCAUCAUUUGGGGACGUGUUCAAGGUUUUCUUUGCUCUAACAAUGUCAGCUAUUGGAGUUUCUCAAACUAGUGCAAUGGCUCCAGAUGUGAACAAAGCUAAGGAUUCUGCCGCUUCUAUAUUUGAGAUCCUGGAUAGUAAACCCGAAAUUGAUUCAAAUAGCGAAGAAGGUACAACAUUGGCUAGUGUUAGAGGUGACAUUGAAUUUCAACAUGUAAGCUUCAAGUAUCCAACACGGCCAGAUAUCCAAAUCUUCAAGGAUUUGUGCCUGAGUAUGCCUUCCGGGAAGACAAUGGCUCUUGUUGGAGAAAGUGGAAGUGGGAAGUCCACAGUUAUCAGUUUGAUACAGAGAUUCUACAAUCCUGACUUUGGCCAAAUAUUUUUGGAUGGAGUGGAAAUCAGAAAAUUCAAGUUAAGUUGGCUGAGGCAACAAAUGGGAUUAGUGAGUCAAGAACCUAUUCUCUUCAAUGAGACAAUCCGCACAAACAUUGCCUAUGGGAAAAGGGGCGACGUAAACGAAGAAGAGAUCGUUUCAGCAACGAAAGCUGCGAAUGCACACGACUUCAUAUCAGGAUUGCCUCAAGGAUAUGAUACUAACGUUGGAGAGAGAGGAAUUCAAUUGUCUGGUGGACAAAAGCAAAGAAUUGCUAUAGCAAGAGCAAUAUUGAAAGAUCCAAAGAUCCUUUUGCUCGACGAAGCAACAAGUGCGUUGGAUGCUGAGUCAGAGCGUAUAGUGCAGGAAGCAUUAGAUCGAGUUAUGGUGAACAGAACUACCAUUGUUGUAGCUCAUCGCCUGACUACGAUAAUGGGGGCAGACACCAUUGCUGUUGUGAAGAAUGGAAUUAUUGCUGAAAAGGGAAGUCACGACGUGCUUAUGAAAAUGAAAGAUGGGGUCUAUGCAUCAUUGGUUGCUCUACACUCAAGUUCAGAAUAA
This is a messenger RNA of Fraxinus pennsylvanica, 3669 nucleotides long. The record is from the annotation of a GenBank genome assembly. NCBI's taxonomy places the organism in Eukaryota, Viridiplantae, Streptophyta, Magnoliopsida, Lamiales, Oleaceae.